Dovyalis caffra is the source of this 1278-nucleotide messenger RNA. The record is from the annotation of a GenBank genome assembly. NCBI's taxonomy places the organism in Eukaryota, Viridiplantae, Streptophyta, Magnoliopsida, Malpighiales, Salicaceae.
AUGGCUCUUAAAGCAAUUCUUGCCAUUCUUUUGAUUCAUAUCCUUAGUGUUGCCGGCAAUGAAUACAUUUCUUUUCGAGAGAACCACGGGAGUCAAGAUAAACAUUGGACAAAGUUGGGUUCUUCAUUCAAAAGUGGGUUUGAAAUUGGUUUUGCAUUUUCUUCAGUUUCCAUUUUAACUAUUUUCGUUUCUUAUUGCGUGCCUUGGACUCGUCUCAACAAGAGGAAAAGGAACAAGGUGAUGAUGAAGUCCCCAUUGAUGGCAUCUUUGAUUGCAAGGCAAGAUAAUAAGAGAAAAGAAGCCAACAUGCAGAUUUCAAAGUUUGAGAAGUUGAUUAGAAGAGUAAGUUUCGAGGCAAUAAAGAAAGCAACUGCCAGUUUUGACAGAGACAACGUCAUUGGAGUUGGAAAGACCGGGACAACGUAUAAGGCAGCUCUCCCAUAUGAUUGUUUCACUGCAGUGAAGAGGUUGCAUAACAAUUCACAUUCAGAAAACCGAUUCAUGUCUGAGUUAAUGAUGCUGAGCAGGUUUAGACAUAUCAACCUAGUUCCACUCUUGGGGAUCUGCACGGAAUCAAGGGAAAGGAUUUUGGUAUACAAAUAUAUGCCAAAUGGUAAUCUUUACGAUUGGUUACAUAACUUACGUCCUGUAAAAGGUGAGACUAAGAUCUUGGACUGGCAUAUCAGGGUUAAAAUCACGCUCGGGAUAGCAAGAGGGUUGUCAUGGCUCCACAGUUAUAAUGCUUUCCAAAUAGCUCACCUUAAGAUAAGCUCAAGUUGUAUCUUGCUUGACAAAUAUUUUGAGCCCAAGUUAUCAAAUUUUGGAGAGGCAAUGCUGAUUAGUUGCACGGACAAUUCCUCCGUAAAUAGCAAGUUUUGGGAGACGGCAUUUGUUAAGGAAGAUGUACGUGGAUUUGGAGUUGUUCUUCUUGAGUUGAUUACUGGGGUGGAUUUUAGCAACAUGACUGAUUCCUCAAACAGUAUUCUCAAUGAACGGAUUGAUCAUCUCUUGAGCAGUUCUAAUUCUUACAGCGUCAUAGAUAAGUCUCUGAUUGGGCAAGGAUUCGACGCUGAGAUAUUUCAGAUGCUUAAAGUUGCUUGCAACUGUGUUGAUUCCAUUCCAGAUCGAAGACCGACAAUGCUUCAAGUGUACGAAGACAUAAAAGCAAUAAGGGAGAGAUGUGAGCAAGUUAAUGAUUCUGAUAUGCUAAUGCAACCUGAAGUUUUGCCUGUUCCCUCAGAAAACAGCACUGUUGAGAUUGAAAUAGCAGAGUCCUGA